AAUCUCAGGAAUUUUUAAUGGCUAACAUUGGUGAAUGAGGACAAUGUGAGUUAGGAUGAGACAUUUUGGGGAAAGAUAUGGAAGGAAACAUUCAUUUAGAUGCAUAGGGAUUACUAAGGUUUUUUAUACUCAAGCCUUGAGGAAAAUUUGGCUUUGGAAGCAGGAGAUGCUCAGUGGCUCUGCCCCAGGAAAGGCUCCUGGAAAGGGCACCUCUGCUUAUGCUCAGUACAGGGAGAACAUUAGCAGGAGGCAAAGUCUGCUCCCCAUGACAUCAGCUGUCCCUUCUAUGACAUUCUAUUGUCUCCUAGAGAGUUCUGGCAUCCUCUGUGAUGUCACCAGUGUUGUAGUGACAACCAGUGCCCUAGUUUCUCUCAGUCAGAGUCUGGCGGUUACAAGCUAAGACAUGUUUUCCCGUCUUCGCAAGCGUUUUGGGAGGGGGAAUGUCGAUUCUGGAGAGACUAAAGUGAAGGAGUCUAGCCUUUCGUCUCAAAGUAAUGAUGGACAAAGACAGCACUUCUGGGGAAUGUUGAACGCUGGGAGAGAAACAUCAUCCCCUGGCACUGAACUAAGCGAGAAUCAGGCCAAGACGGAAAAGGAGAGGCUGAUUGAAGAGCUGCAGCUCAUUACCGAGGAGAGAAAUGACCUGAGAGAUCGCCUGAGGUUUCUGACAAAGAGAUCCAUGAAGAACAGGCCACACUUCAGGCCAAAUCCAUAUUAUGAAGACCUGGAGAGAAUGGAGGAGGCAGUCAUGUCAAUUCUGCACAACUUAGAGAUGGAGAACACUGAAAUCCAUGAGAACAACCAUAAGCUGCAGAAGGAGAUUACCUUCUCUAGAAACCUGCUCAGCCAGCUCCUGAUGGAGAACACAUGUAGGAAGAAGUUGUUCCCACUGAAGCAGGAGAGCAAGGAGGUACAUCUUGAUUGUGCACUGAACCAGAAAUAUUUGGUUGACUUCAACAAGAAAGAUAAAGACCAGCAACGUCCAGACCCAGCAUCAUCUGGUCUCAGAAAGUGCAAGAGAGCUGGAAUUGGACACACACCAGUAAGAGAGCUUCCUGAAGAAUAAGUUGCUUUCUCAGGAGUCCCUGAUGACAAACAUCCUGAAUGAAAACAGCACUUGAGAGACAACUUGGGGGACCUCCUUUCAUUAUGUGUGCAAGAGGAGAAACAGCAAUACAUCUGUGCUUCCAAAUGUUCGUUAAGAAUGUGAUGUUUAGAAAUAUUUUUGUUAUGAUUUUAAUUGAAAUUUUCUUUUUGUUGUUUCAUAUUUAUAUGUUCUUAUUACUGUUUUUAUCUUUUCAAAUAUUUUUAAAUAUUUUAAUUUAUUUGUUUUAAUCCUGUUUUGUUGUAAAAAUGAAUUCCUUAUGAAUAAAAAUUGAAUUCUA
Rattus norvegicus (Norway rat) is the source of this 1385-nucleotide messenger RNA. RefSeq lists its product as uncharacterized. The record is from RefSeq and is a predicted model, not a curated record. NCBI's taxonomy places the organism in Eukaryota, Metazoa, Chordata, Mammalia, Rodentia, Muridae.